AUGAAUACCUACGAUGAGGAUGCUAUCUACAACCCUACCAUCAACCGUCAGCUCAAAGGUGUCUCAGUGAGCGGAAGCCAGCUCGCCGCAACGCACGCACGCCAUAUCUGUGAUCAUGGUCCAGUACCCAGGAACUAUUACGUAGAACGCAAAGCUCUUGGCGACCGUAUCGAUGUGUUCUAUGCGGAUCAUUCCAUCGACGACACCAUUGUUGCAAGGGGACACAAGACGAACCCGAAGGGUAGCUACAACCAUCCACUCUCUCCCGCCGGUCUGAAAGAGAAUCCGAACGCCAACAUCUUCAAGGAGUUUACCGACACCCGUCCGAGUGUCCCUGGAUUCUUUCAGCCACCCUGCUCGUACGUGCCUGGCGAUUUCAAGUGGAAGCACCACGAGAAUUGGCACGCGGCAUUGGCGGAUGCCGCAACGGCCAAAGGAGUGUCCGUUUCCGAGACUACUGUUGCGGAUUUGCAUGAUCAAAUAUUGAAGAACGCCAAGUACAAUCUCCAGGAAUCCCAUACUCUCUAUCACCCAGCCGAUCGAGAUACCGCUAUCUUCAAGGACGAGCCUGCCGCUUCUUUGGUCGCCAGCCAGUUGGGAAGCGAAUUCAGCCUGAUCAUCGUGUGCCCAUACGUUCGAGCGGACGGUGUUGACUGGAAUCGAUUCUGGGACACACGAAAUCGGCCUCCCAUCAUCACGAGAUGGUCAACAGGAGAGCAGGGAGUGCAUGAGCCUUUGAUCUUGGGAUGUCUCCCCAAGGAACACAUUGCAGGCACGAGGGAAUGGUACCACAAGGAUGCUUAUUGGUUCGCUCUAGAACCCAAGCCCAACACAGCAUUCUCUAAUGCAUGGGACUCGAUAGCCCUCGGUCUCAACAUACCCGACUCGCACCUCGGCUCGUGGAUCUGGCAAUAUGGGAAGCAUAUCCACGCAUGCGGCAUGCCACACACGCCAGCUCCCUUCAAUUACGACCCAAAUCUGAACUACGGCGGUCGCGCGAUCACGUAUCGUGAGCUUACUGCAUGGAUCAUGAACCCGAAGUUCAGUACUGUCAGCAAGGAGUAUGCCCAGCGUUGGGACCUAGCCAUUGAGGCUUUGAUUGAUCACAACCGUCACAGGAGCGACUUCCAUUGGGCUGCGUUCCGCUUUCGUGUCAUUGCUCUGACGCGCUGUGCGAACCGAAAGGCCGGCUACGCUUGCUGCUUCUGGCUCAUUAUCAUGGGCAUCUUCGCCAAGUUUGCGGCGGCCCUUGUUGCCAUUCCCUCAGCAGUUCUCGGUGGAAUGACAACCUUCCUCUUCAGCGCCGUCGCUGUUAGCGGUAUCAGAAUCAUCAGCACGAUGUCUUUCACUCGCCGCAACCGAUUUAUCCUCACUGCAGGAUUCACCCUGGGCUUUGGCGCUACCAUGGUCCCAGACUGGUUUGAUCACGUCUUCACUUACGAUGGACCGAACCACGCACUUCAGGGCUUCUACAACGCUAUCAUCCUAAUCCUCGAGACAGGUUUCGCUGUUGUUGCUUUCAUCAACGUUGUACUUAACCUUGUCCUACCAGAGGAGAUUGAGGACGAAGAGACACCGGAGUUGACUGCGAAUGAAGUCGACGAGCCAGCGGACAAGGAAGAGUGGGCCAGGGUCAAGAAGGGAGACACUGAUGUUGAGGGACGACCAAGUUCGGAUAUUGAGCCUAGCAAGGCCGCGUGA
Molecule: messenger RNA, 1701 nt
Organism: Alternaria novae-zelandiae
Lineage: Eukaryota; Fungi; Ascomycota; Dothideomycetes; Pleosporales; Pleosporaceae
Exons: 3
Coding region: 1-1701 (566 amino acids)
Biological process (GO): xanthine transport; transmembrane transport
Cellular component (GO): fungal-type vacuole; membrane
Molecular function (GO): xanthine transmembrane transporter activity
Source: RefSeq, a predicted model, not a curated record